This is a messenger RNA of Nothoprocta perdicaria, 441 nucleotides long. It is a transcript of the gene EVA1B, whose product is annotated as eva-1 homolog B. Lineage: Eukaryota; Metazoa; Chordata; Aves; Tinamiformes; Tinamidae. The coding region runs from base 7 to 441 and encodes 144 amino acids. The transcript is spliced from 2 exons. The record is from RefSeq and is a predicted model, not a curated record.
ACCGGGAUGGAGCCGCGGCCCAUGGAGCUGCUGAGCAGCAGCCUGGCGGCCUUCGCGCACGUGCGAGACAACCCCGAGAGCUUCGGCCUCUACUUCGUGCUGGGCGUCUGCGCGGGGCUGCUGCUCACGCUGGGGCUGCUGGUGCUGCGGCGCUCGUGUCCCCCGCGCCCGCCCCACCGCGGCGGCAACAAGGACGAGGACGAUGACGACGACGAGGAUGAUGAUGAGGAGGAGGAAGACACCAUCGACCGGGCGGCCUCCGAGUCACUGCUGCCGGCCACAGAGCUGCCUCAGGAGAGCCAGGGCACCGUCAACGUGUUCGCAUCGGCUGAGGAGCUGGCGCGGGCGCAGCGGCUGGAGGAGCGCGAGCGGAUCCUGCGCGAGAUCUGGCGCACGGGGCAGCCCGACCUGCUGGGUGCCGCCUGCCCGCCCCGCUACUGA